AUGAUUAAACGUUUUAUUCGUUCCUUUCUUGAAAUGUUAAACAAUACUUCAAUUGAAUCAACCAAUGCCUUAAGAAAACGCUCAGCAGAAGAAACGGCAAAUUCAGUCAUAAAUGGCCCCACUUCUCCUAAAAUUCAGAGGAAACCUAAAAAGGUUAAAUAUGCAAUGUUGUUGGCAUAUCAAGGACAAAAUUAUUUUGGAAUGCAGUUUCAAAGAAACCCAAAAUUCCCAACCAUCGAAAACCACUUAUUCAACGCUAUGGAAGCCCACGGAUUUAUAACAAAAGAGCAUUAUGUUAAUUUGAUGGAUUGGCAUUUUCAACGAGCUGCUAGAACUGACCGUUCUGUUAGUGCUGUUGGACAGGUCUGUUCUAUGCAUUUACCAAUGGAUCAAAAUUUUAUUGAUAAUGGACCGGCUCUUUUAAAUACUUCUCUUCCAGAAGAUAUUCACGUUUUUGCUGUUAGACGAGUGACGCCUUCUUUCCACGCUCAAAAAUCUUGUGAUUCUCGUACCUAUUCGUAUACUCUUCCAACAUUUUCCUUUGCUUCUAUGGAUGAGGUAACAUCUGAUGAAUACAGAAUUUCCCCAAAACGUAUUGAAGAAUUAAAUGAAUUACUUGGGUGUUAUGUUGGAUCACACAACUUUUUUAAUUACACUUCUGGAUUCCUCUGUUAG
Meloidogyne enterolobii is the source of this 675-nucleotide messenger RNA. The record is from the annotation of a GenBank genome assembly. NCBI's taxonomy places the organism in Eukaryota, Metazoa, Nematoda, Chromadorea, Rhabditida, Meloidogynidae.